GCUUGUUCCCGCGCGAAACAUAUGAAAGACAACACGAACGAGAGGGACAGAGCGACAGGCGACAGCUGGGCCGGCUAGUUGGGAAAUAGAAUAGAAUAUUGAAUAGAAAGUGAAGGGAAGCCAGGGACCAGAACAAGGGAGAGAUUCCAGCACCGUCAAGCGCAGCCCCUACACAUGUACAUACAUGGUACAAAUGCAGUUUUGCCGUCGUGUGCGUGUGCGUGCGCCUGUUCCUGUGCCUGUGUGUAUGCGGCGCUCCAGGUAGCUUACUGUAGUUGGAAUCCAUUGUUUAUUAAAAACCUACCCCGAGAGCCUAGAGCCUGCAGUCUGCUUUUCGCGUAGCAUUCUCUGACAUUCUGCCGCCAAUUUUUCCGUCUUUUGCGCUCAUUUGACGCUGAUCCGGCGAGGAGAACACCAGAACACCAGACACACGGCUCAACUGGAACCAAACCAACCAAAACGCAAUGGAUUCGAACGUAUACAAACGCGUCGUGAGCGCCAACGGGUCGCACUUUGUCAGUGUGCACGACGAGAAGAAGAAUCGCGGACGGGAGGAGCCACUGAUGCUGAAUGCCUGGUCCCAGACCAACAGCGACGACUUCGAGGUGCUGCGCAGCGUCAACAUCGACUCCAAUAUGGAUGCCGAGAACCGUGUGCUGCUCGAAAAGGUGCGCUACCUGGAGAACAAGCUGAAGGAGCACACGGAUCUGCUCUCCCAGAUCCAUGCCACCUCGGCGCGCAUGCAACAGUCGUUGGGAGUGGCGGAUGCUGCGUCCCCAACGCCGCCCGUCUAUCCAAGCCACCAGAUCCUGACGCCGCCCAGCUCGGUGAUCUGUGCCCCCGUCCAAGGCUCGCAGCAGCAGCGGACCGAGGUGCUGGACUACAAGAUCAUUUCGGCAUCGGACGACGCCGACGCCAUUGAGAUUCGCCUCGCAGCAGAGAGUCUCAACAGCCUGAGCUCCUCCUCCGACUCGGAUCGCCUCGAAAUGUGCAUUGGGACGGACAGCCAGAAUCAGACACAGCCCUCGCCCCAAAUACUGAACAGAGACAUCAAGCGAGAACUGUCCAGACAGCAGGAGACCGCGCCCUUGCAGUUCAUCAAGCGGCGUAAGCUGCAGGAGAUCCAGGUGCAGGAGACCCCGUCUCCGAAGACAAAACCCAAGCUGCCCUUGAAGCUGAAGCCCAGAACCAGCGAUCCCAGCAACGGCCAGUCCAAUGACAACGUGAUGAUCUCCCUGGGGCCGAACAACACCUGUGUUCCGGCCAGCGUGUUCGAGAACAUCAACUGGACGGCCUGCUCCCUUGCCACCCGCAAGCUGCUCGUGACAAUCUUCGACCGCGAAACCUUGGCCACCCACUCGAUGACGGGGAAGCCCUCGCCCGCCUUCAGGGACCAGCCGAAGCCGCUCAAGCAGAUGCUGGACCCCGCCAAGAUCCAGGACAUUAUCUUCGCCGUCACCCACAAAUGCAACGCCAGCGAGAAGGAGGUCCGCAAUGCCAUCACCACAAAGUGCGCGGACGAGAACAAAAUGCUGAAGAUCCAGAACGGCAAGCGUCGCACCAGCGGGGUCAACGGGAAGGAGAACAUGGUUUAGUUUAGUUUUUAUGUUACGCAUGGAGCACCGAAAGGAACAACCCCAAACACAAAGUUAUUCACCAUAGAUUAAGUUUAUUAUUUAACGGAUUAUACACUACUUCAAUACAUGUAGGCUAUUUUACAGAUCUCGAAGAUAUUUUUCCAAUCUGAACCAAAA
Messenger RNA from Drosophila pseudoobscura, 1754 nucleotides. RefSeq names its product insensitive (gene insv). The coding region runs from base 465 to 1595 and encodes 376 amino acids. Gene Ontology annotation, biological process: negative regulation of Notch signaling pathway; positive regulation of neuron differentiation. Gene Ontology annotation, molecular function: DNA binding; transcription corepressor activity. Lineage: Eukaryota; Metazoa; Arthropoda; Insecta; Diptera; Drosophilidae. Gene Ontology annotation, cellular component: nucleus. The record is from RefSeq and is a predicted model, not a curated record. The transcript is spliced from 2 exons.